UCAAUGGACAGGGUAAUAGUUGGUCGACUGUACCUUUGUAGCAGGCCUGCAGUCUACGGUGAGCGGCAAUGUACCUGCGCAUGUGCGAGAUACAUUUCACGCAUGAUCGGCGAACGGCUUUCGAAUCGAGCGCAACGACCCCGAAUGCAUCGAGUAUUGGCUUGGAAGGGUUUUCCUGUUGACCGGAGAAGAGAGAGAAAAAAAAAACAGACUCUUCAUACGCAGCGAGCAAUUUUACCGGCAAUCAUCCCCCUUCCAGACGCUUUGACCGAUCAUCCCAAGUUGUUUGUCGAGCACACAAACUUUGCCGCCCUGCUGUUUCAUCUCGUCUUCCCUCAGGUCCCAACCGAGAAAUCUCUCUCCUCUGUCGAGAGAGGGAGAGGAGCAGGCCAGGGUCCAUCCCGCAGGCAUGACAUUGGACGGUUCUGCCAUCCGGACUGUCCUUGCUUGCUUGCUUGCUUGCGCUGCCCGUUCCUCACCGUCCACGUUGAACGGUAUGCCAUCUGCAACGCCCGUCGCACAUGCUUCAUUCACGGGACCUGGAAACCGUUCCGGCGUAUGUAG
Periconia digitata is the source of this 564-nucleotide messenger RNA. The record is from the annotation of a GenBank genome assembly. Lineage: Eukaryota; Fungi; Ascomycota; Dothideomycetes; Pleosporales; Periconiaceae.